UCAUUAAUUCCCACUUUGCUCCCACACCUUCCCUGCUCCCUGGAGGCAAGCUGUGCUCCUUGCACUCGUUUUAUUUACCACCUGCAGCAGAGCCGUGGAAGAGUGAAUUUGGUGAUGUGUAAGCAUGGAGGUGCCCCAUUGCAGUGCACUGAACUCACACCCAGUGCUUCUGCUCUGCAGCCUCCCUGGGUUUGCAAGGAGCCGGGCUGCAGGCGAUAAGCACGCAGAGCAGCCUGUCCUGGGCUGAUAAAUCCUCUCCUGCCUGAAUUCGGUGCAAAUCAACCUUACAUAGAAACGUUCUGCACGUCUGGCUGGAAAUUCUGGCCAGGUGGGUGGGUGGGUGAUGUGAGUGUGUGUGUGUGUGUGUGUGUGUGUGUGUGUGUGUGUGUGUACCCCUGCCUGCAAAGCACUGCUGCCCCGAUGUGCUGUGAGCACCCACGUGCCGAGCAUAAAGCUGCCUUUGUUCAGAGCUGUGCAAAAACACGACGUCUGCGGUUGUUGGCACGGAUCAUUCCUGGUCCAAGCUUUAUAAAUAAGAGGUUUGUGGCUGCGGCUUCCUAGCGAGGAUGAGGAGUCUGGGUCCUGAGUGCUGGCGUGGAUAAGAGUUCUUAUUUCCAGCACUAAAUUAAGCAAGUGCUGCUCAGAAUGGGAACCGAAGUGCCUGCUGUUAACUGGAAGAAUGUGGAGAAAAGGAACAAACAGCCUAAAGCUGGGGGAAUGUCUGCAUGCUGUGCGUGUGCAGGGCAUCCCAUCAACAGCAGCAGGUCAGGAUGUCGAUCCUUCCAGUCCUGCUGAACAUGCAGGGCUGGGGAGCAAUGUUUGCUGUGAGCUAACUGGGAAAAUCAGCUGCCUGCAAAGUGCUGCAUGACCUGAGCUGGGUGAAGUCAUUGGGUUUGGUUAAGCAAAGGGCGCUGCGUGCUUCUGGGGUUGCUAAUGCCCCAGGAAACAACCACUGGUUCAUCUUUCUGCUUUAAAUCGCACUUGAGUUGAAUUGCACUCGGCGUGGACGAGCCCUGCUGUCUGCAGGAUGGAUUUCCAAUUCAUUGCCACACCGAGGGGAUGCUGCCAGCUGCCCCAAGCUGUCACCUGCAGCCCCGCCGGCCCCAUUGCAGCUGCUGAGCAUCACUGCUUUCCCCUCCAUCCCAAGCUGCCAACCGUGCCCUGUUCUCACCCAAUGCGUGGAGCCGCACCAUUUAUCGCUACCCAGAGCUUUCUGCCUCCGCUCUCACCUGCAAUUUCUCUGCCUCGGGCGAUGCUUAAAAAGGACCCGGCGCUGAAGGGUUAUUUAACAGCCUGGUGAGUCACCUCUAGGGAGGGAGCCCGGAAUUCUUGCAAGCUCCGAGCGCUCGGCAUGAGUUACACUAGCCCAGAGUUCAAGGUUAGAGAAAGAUUAACAAGGGACUGCAUUUCUCUGCUCUGCUUUUGGGGUAGUUUUAAUUCCACCCCAUCCACAAAACCCCGCUGCAGAGACCCGUUGUGUAACAGCAGAAAAUCCGGAGGUUUUCCUGCUGAUUUUGUGUGUUUUUUUUCUUUUCCCCCUUCAUUGAAUUUUUCUCCCCAAAACGAUCCGGAAUUCCCCGUUUUCCGGCUCAGUGGCGAUGAUGGGUUCAUUCUGCACUGCUCUGCUCUGUUCUCCCUACAACCCCAUCCUCCAUAUCAAAGAACCUCAGUGAGAAGAUGCUGAGCAAAGCCCUCAUCUCUCCCGAGAGCUUCAAGAACAGAAGUUUGGGCACGAAAAUCCUUUAUAUAUGUAUUAAAAAAAAAGUCUAACAAAUCAAUAAUAAAAGCGUGUGAAACGCGAGCCAGGUUCAACUUUCCCUCUCUUAGUGAUUCUGCAGCGAAACUUGCUGCGGUUUCUCGAUACGUGAAUUUGUGGCGGUGCCUGGAGGUCGUGGCCAGCCCUCUUCUUCCUCCUCCUCCUCCUCCUCCUCCUCCUCGUCCUCCUCCUCCUCCCUACGUCACCAACGAUCCCGGCAGUUGCUCACAUUGCUUCACUUCGCUCCGCUCGGCGAAGCUGUCAGCUCGUGGAAUUCACUGGUGGUUCGGACCAGGUCCCGUUUCGGACCAAACCCCGUCUUCACUCGAUCCGAAUCCGGAUCCCAGCCCGGGAGCGGCGCGCCUCUCACCGCGCACGAUGCGCUCAGCUGCGCUCCGCUUGUGCCCCGUCCUGCUGCUACUGUUGGCGAAGGUUCAUUUGGGAUCUGCUGCGGCAGUGAAGAAGCGGGCAGGCGAGUCAGAUGUCCUGGAACCAGACCUCUACAGCAAAAAGUGUCCUAUGGGCACCUAUUUGGCAAAUGACUCCUCCAAGUGCCUCCCAUGUAAGAAAGAUGAGUACACCGAGUAUCCAAACGACUUCCCCAAGUGCCUGGGCUGCCGGACGUGUAGGGAAGACCAGGUGGAGGUGAGUCCCUGCAUCCCCACCAGGAACACGCAGUGCGCCUGCAAGAACGGCACCUUCUGCUUACCUGACCACCCCUGUGAGAUGUGCCAAAAGUGCCAAACCCGGUGCCCCAAAGGACAAAUGAGGAUAGCUCCAUGCACGCAGCACAGCGACCUGCAGUGCGGUCCUCCCUUGGACAUCUCCUUCAGCUUCUCCACAGGCAUCAUUACCAUCAUCGUGCUGGUUGUGGGCCUGGUGUUCCUGCUGGUGUUCUUAUGCUUGUGCUGCAGACACUACGGUGCAGGGGGUGGCGGAGAUCUGUGCAGGAAGCCCAGCGCCGUGGUGGUGAGUUGUGCUGGGCUUUGCUCUGCUUGCUCCCUGCAUUGCUUGCAUGGGAAUGCUGUAGUGAGGGGGGGGUGGUUCACCUGCAGCCCCCGCUGCCAGGAUGGGGGGCUCCAGCUUGGCUGCUCUGCGUUUCUCUUCCAGCAGAACAGACUGUUGCAGAGGAUGGGGAUUCAGGACAACAACUGCAAUGAGCAGAUCUACCUGAACCAGCAGCAGCAGCAGCAGCUGCUCGCCGCAGCGCAGGGCUCAGAGGUUCCCCGUGGUGUGGAGAUGGAGGAGGUGGCACCAAGAACUUCAGAUCCCAACGUGGAAACCCAGAAGAAGCUGGUUCCAGUGCCAGGAAAGGACCCCCUAAGCGUUUUGUCUUCCUCUUUCAACACCUUUGUCGAGUUUGUGCCCUUCCCUGAAUGGAGGAGAUUCGGCCGAACCCUCGGUCUGCGGGAAAACAACCUUUAUCAGGCAGAGCAGAACGACAGAGGCUCAGGGGAGCCCUUAUAUCAGAUGCUCAACAUGUGGCUCAACAAAGAAGGCAGCAAAGCCUCCGUGAAUACACUGCUGGAGACCCUGUCCCAGAUCAACCUCAGCGGCGUGGCAGACCUAAUUGCCUCCGAACUGGUUAGGAAUGGAUAUUUCCAGUAUGAAGUGAGCUGA
Molecule: messenger RNA, 3376 nt
Organism: Lagopus muta (rock ptarmigan)
Lineage: Eukaryota; Metazoa; Chordata; Aves; Galliformes; Phasianidae
Product: tumor necrosis factor receptor superfamily member 10B-like
Exons: 9
Coding region: 2135-3376 (413 amino acids)
Biological process (GO): TRAIL-activated apoptotic signaling pathway; positive regulation of apoptotic process
Cellular component (GO): plasma membrane; cell surface
Molecular function (GO): TRAIL binding
Source: RefSeq, a predicted model, not a curated record